Molecule: messenger RNA, 4364 nt
Organism: Anas platyrhynchos (mallard)
Lineage: Eukaryota; Metazoa; Chordata; Aves; Anseriformes; Anatidae
Gene: SFT2D3
Product: SFT2 domain containing 3
Biological process (GO): vesicle-mediated transport
Cellular component (GO): membrane
Source: RefSeq, a predicted model, not a curated record
GCUGCUGCCCACCCGCACCGGCCGCCCCCGCGGGGCUCACCGGGCUCGCCCCCGCCUCGAGGGCUCCCCUCCCGCGGCGGCCCCCGAGCGCCGCCGCCGGUGCCGGUGCCGCCUCAGCGCCUGGCAGCACGGCGCAGGCGCGGCCCGCCCCGCCCCGCCGCGGAUGGCCGCGAUGCGAGCCCGGAUGCGGCCGCCGCGUAAGAUGGCGGCGGGGCGGGCGGGCGGCGCGCGGUAGCGGCGGGGGCGAGCCGGCCAUGGCGGACCUGGGCCAGCAGCUGCGGGACUACCUGGCGAGGCACCAAGCCCCCGGCCCGCCCGCCGCCAGCCCGCAGCAGCAGCAGGAGAAGGAGGAGGAGGAGGCGGCGGCCGGCGGGGCGGGCGGCUGGCCGGGCUGGGGCUGGCCCUGGGCGGCCGAGACGGAGCCGUGCCUGCCGGGGCUGUCGCGCUGGCAGCGGCUGGCGGCGGCCGGGCUGUGCGCGCUGCUGGCCGCCCUCUGCUUCGGGCUGGCCGCGCUGUACGCGCCGCUGCUGCUGCUCCGCGCCCGCAAGUUCGCGCUGCUCUGGUCCCUGGGCUCGCUCUGCGCGCUGGCCGCCGCCGCCCUGCUGCGCGGCCCGGCCCUGCUGCGGCGGCCCGGGCGCGGCUCGGUGCUGUACGGGGCCGCGCUGUGCGGGACGCUGUACGCGGCGCUGGGGCUGCGCAGCGCUCCCCUCACGGCGCUGGGCGCCGCCGCGCAGCUCGGGGCCGCGGCCGCCGCGCUCCUGGACGCGCUGCCCGGGGGCGCCGCCGGCCUGCGCCGCCUCGCAGGGCUCGGGGGCGCCGCGCUGCGCCGCCGGGUGCUGCCGCUGUGAGCCCGGCGAGGAGGAGGAGGAAGGAGGAAGGCUGAAGGAGGACGCCCGCGCCGCUCGCCUCGCCCCCCGCCGGGGGCUGCUCGCGGCUCCCCCCCCCUCUCCCCUCGCCUCACCGCCGUCAGCCCCGCAGCCCCGGCCCCCCCCGCGAGUACCGGACCCGCGUGGCUGCUGCGAAGCGUGAGUGAGAGCGGCGGCAGCGGGACGCGGCGGCCCGGCCGCCCCGCGUGGAACUGAGCGGAGCCCCCGCGGACACCGAGCCCGGCCCGGCCGCGGAGCGGGGCUCGGCUCGCAGCCGGCGGCUCUGGCGCUGAGCCCCGCGGGCCGAACACAAACCCGGGCACAGCCGUCAGCCAGCCCGGACCCGUAGUGAACACGAGCACUGCGUGCCCAUAAACUGCAUAGAGAAAAGCCGUCUUUAAAAUGCCGUCCAGGUGAUAGACUAGCAAGCAGCGGUGAUUUCCUGUGUUUUGGAAUUUUAACGUCAGCACCACUUGUUUUCAUAGACAGCUGUGUCUAAAGGAUUCUGGUUUCCGCCCACCUUCAAAGCGUGGAAAUUCAUCGGGAGUAGGAAGUAGACCCUUCCGGCCCCCUGAGCAGUAAGAGAUGCAGGGAACAAGAAUGAGAAGAGACAUCGUAUUAAUGAAACUACUGCAAUUUGCCCAAGAAAUGUCUUUGGUUCCUUAUCCUUGUAUCUCAGUGUGGAAGAACGUUCCCCUCACCUCUAAGUGCACCACGACCUCGCCCCCGAACACCAUGGUCCCUUCCUCUUGCAUUUUCAUCUGGAGAGUCAAAAGUGUCAUCUGGCCCAAAAUCUUCAGGACCAGGAAAGCCAUCUCUCCCCCUGGGUCCCCGGCCCUCAUGUCUUGAGGGUCCUCCUCUUCUGAAGCUACAAGAAAGAACAUGGUACAAAGGUGGUUUAUAGGCAGAAUUUACAUGGAUAAUCUUGAGACAGCUUCAGCUUAAUAAUCCUUUUCUGAACUGUUUCACUUAAUACUUAUAGCACCAUACAAUCAUUCAAAUAGGAUUUGUGGGUGGAAAAGUGCUUAUUUUCUGCCCUUGAGAACUUUGUUUUAAUAUUUUUCCUCAUUUUCUUCUGCUGUGUCGUUUUUUUCACACAAGAAAAAAUAUUGUCAAAUAUAUUGCAUUAAUUUAAUGAAAAGGGAAACAAAAAAUCACUGAGUGAUGAUAGGUAUAAGGUAAGGUAAGGAAAAAGACAAGUGAAUUUCCCUUAGCUGUGAUGGUCUUACUUUCCCUUCCCUUUUACUGAUAAAAGCAAAGUGAAAAAAUGCAAGCAAUGAGAGUCGAGGCUACAGUGAACAUUCCAGCAUAAAUUCCUGUUGAUUUUGGACUCUUUCGCUAGAACAUUAUCUUAUUCAUCCCAUUCUUAGAGGAUUUUUUUUUAAAGUUUACAGAUUCAGGAAAUGAUUCUAGACUGUACUUGGCUCUGUAGGAAUGCUGAUCGCUGAGCAGUGUGCACAGUGGCCUUUACAACCUCAAGAGCAGCUUAUCCAACCGCAAUAACAAAUAAUUUUGUUUUGCAAAAUGUAGUUAUGAGCCUGAAGUCAGUAAUAUCCUUCUUGUAAGUACCAUGGCAUCUUCAGUAAUUUGAUAGGACUGGGUUCUGCGUCUCAUCUGAAAUCAGUAUAGUUCCUCCAGUAUCACACUGGGGCUUUAAACACAGACCUUCAGAGAGGAGAACGGUUCCUUCUUAACUGUCAGUGCCACUUCAGGUAAGCCUACAGAUGGCUGCAUGAAUGCUAGCAGGUCUGGUUUUUACAGUACCAGUUUAAACACUUGUAGUGCUUGUCAGACUGCAUACAUGCUCUGUGUAUUACUGUGACUCCCGAGGUGUGCAGUACCACCAGCUGGUAGGGCUCUCUCAGGUUACAGCUCAGCUCCUACAAUUUCUGUGCGAGCACAGGGGGGAUGUUUAGGUGGCGCAGGCACAAUAUUUUGGGAGUCCUCACAGUGCAUUCCCACACUGUUCCUGCCCACCCCUCAGUGACAGCAGUGAUAAUGCUGAGCUCUCUCUUUCCCCGUUCACACUGAUGCCGCCCCCCACCUCCCCUCUUCUCCCAGUUCCACACUGGCCAAACUGCAGCACCAUAAUAUUCAGGUGGUCGUGGCUUUGUGCAGCAUCCCCUUCCCCAGCUCAUUAACGACACAGUGCAUCCUAUUACAAGCAAAACUUUAGAUACUUUUAUUUAGAAUUUUAACAACAUUAACCUUUUAAUUACAAAUUUAAAUAUUUUAACAGUAGUCAUAACACAAUACAAUAUUUUUAAACUUUUACAUUUUUUUUUAAUUAAAAACAAUAGGUCUGUCUCCACCUCCCAGAAAACAAACACAAUACAGAAAGGAGGCUGCUGUGCCUGUACAGCAACAGUGGAUGGAGGGAGUGCUGUAUAUGGACAAUGAACCAUUUUACAUUAACCUGGAUUAUUUGUGAAAACAAACUGAACAGUUUCAGGUACAAAUGGUUCAAAUAACCACAUAGCAAUGUUGUUUAGCCUUGAAACAGCACAGUCCUCUAGAUACUCUUUAGAGGGUCUCCCAUUUUUAAUACUGACUUGGUGUGAUUCUGCUUAGCUUGUAAAUUACCAAGAUUUGCAACACGAGGUCCCAUGGCUACCAGGAAUAGGGCCUUGCCUUUUAUUUCCAGGCAACCUCAUGGACAAAGUUUAGCUCUGAAAUCUAUCAUGCCUAUGCCUGACAUAGCCACAGCUCCUAAUAUUGUGUUUUGUAUCUCCUUUUUCACUUUUUUAUAUCAGUCACAUGUAAAACCCUGCCUUGUAUAGGGCUCAGUUCCUGUUUGACUGCUCUCAGAUCUUCUUCCUUGAGGCCUAGGACCUUAAUGUACAGAGCUAUACACUGCAGAUUAGCAGGCAGGAAGAGGCAGGUCUCUGCGGUAGAAGCAUCGUGUUGAUAGGCACAGGUAGAGUAAGAACAGGACAGGGAUGAAAAGGACGGGAAAUUAGAGAGAAACACACAUACAUACACUUCCCUCUCAUGCUUGAUCAAACCAAUUACAAUCUAAAUUCCAAACCAAGUCAGCUAAGUGUGUAGCUGGGGUUCUUAGGUUCACUUGAGCAUCUGCAGUAAAUGGCAUCUAAUUCACCUUCACUCAGAUUAAUUCAUUAAGCUUGUAAGCACAAUAAGCCUUUUAUAGCCCUGUGCUGACUCUCUUUAAACUAAAUGGUCUGUACCAAACACUUGCACUGUGACAAACAGACUCUUGUUAGUUCAGAAGUCAGAUUCACAGGUCAAAACAUUCCUGGACUCUCUUCCUGAAACCUUUUUAAAAUCAGGAUAAUAAAAAAAAUACUUCCCAGUCCCUACACAUUUCCAAUAUAAGAUCCAAAAGUCUCUACUGAGCUUCUAAAAAUGUCGUCUGCUAUGUCUUUUAGAAUUAUAUAAUGCAGACCAUUCAGCUUGGAUUCUAUUUUAACUUUUGUUUUUUAAAUGGCUUUAAUUGUUACCUUCUUUUAGUUACUGUUCAUUUCUUUUCAUACUCUU